AUGGCAUCGUUCCCAGUGUUACUGUGCUUCACGGCUGUGUUGUUUCCUUUAUUUCCUGCACAUGGAAAGGACGAGUCUAUUGAUUCACUGUCAACCUUUCAAAAAAAAAUCCAAAAAGAGAUUAUAGACAAACACAAUGCGCUUAGAAGAUCAGUCUCUCCAACUGCCAGCAACAUGCUAAAAAUGCAAUGGAGUGAAGAAGCAGCAGCUAAUGCCCGAAAAUGGGCAGAUCAAUGCACUAUGUCACAUAGUACAAGAGAAUAUCGAAGACUCAAUGCAACUAAUUGUGGGGAGAAUCUCUUUAUGUCCAGUGAUCCAGCUGCAUGGUCAAGUGGAAUCCAAGCUUGGUUUGAUGAGUCCUCAGAUUUUAUAUAUGGGAAAGGGGCAAAGACUAGACAGGCAGUUAUUGGACAUUACACACAGGUUGUUUGGUACUCAUCUUCACUUGUUGGAUGUGCAGUUUCCUACUGUCCAGAUGCAUACCUAAAAUAUUACUACGUUUGCCAAUACUGUCCUGCAGGUAACUUACAGAGCAAAAUCAAUGUUCCUUACCUCAGCGGACCACCUUGUGCUGCCUGCCCUAAUGAUUGUGACAAUGGUCUAUGCACCAACAGCUGCAUGUAUCAAGAUUAUUAUGCUAACUGUAAAAGUUUGGUGUCUGCAAUGGGUUGCGAACAUAAAAUCACCAAGGACAAAUGCAGGGCCUCCUGCGAGUGCAAAGACAAGAUUUAUUAA
Molecule: messenger RNA, 735 nt
Organism: Sorex fumeus (smoky shrew)
Lineage: Eukaryota; Metazoa; Chordata; Mammalia; Eulipotyphla; Soricidae
Product: cysteine-rich secretory protein 2-like
Exons: 7
Coding region: 1-735 (244 amino acids)
Cellular component (GO): extracellular region
Source: RefSeq, a predicted model, not a curated record